AUGACUGUCGAAACGAAGAAUAACGAAACAAUAUCCAUAGUCAAUGGGUUACGUGUGCCUGCACUGUUUGAUGUCGAUUUAUUUCGUUCAGGUCUUGAGUAUGAAGCACAAUCUGAUGAUAUAUUUAUUCUUACUUAUCCAAGGUCAGGUACACAUUGGAUCUCAACUAUUGUUUAUGGUUUAUUAACUGAUGGAAAACCAUUUGAUGAAGAUACGGGUGAUUAUUUGGCAAAGAUCCAAUUUCUCGAUCGAUUUGGAAAAGAUAUUGUUAAGACGACAAUGAUUCAUCCCGGUGCUAUUCAAACUCAUUAUCCAUUUUAUUGUGUUCCAUAUCAUCCUCAAGCAAAAUAUAUUUGUGUUAUUCGUCAACCUAAAGAUGUUUGUGUUUCUUGUUAUCAAAUCUUAUCUUCAAAUUCAGCAUUUCGAUUUUCACAAAUCGAUUUUUCGACAUUUUUUCAAUUAUUUAUCAAUGGUCAAACACCUUAUAUUGAUUAUUUUGAUCAUUUAGAUUCGUUAUGGUCACACAAAGAUGAUGAAAAUGUCUUGUUGGUUUCAUACGAACAGAUGAAAAAUGAUCUUUGUGGUGUCAUUGAUAAAGUAGAUUAA
Molecule: messenger RNA, 606 nt
Organism: Rotaria sp. Silwood2
Lineage: Eukaryota; Metazoa; Rotifera; Eurotatoria; Philodinida; Philodinidae
Source: the annotation of a GenBank genome assembly